AUGGAAGCACUCGGCGUAGCUGCCAACGUCAUUGCUGUCGUUGACAUUUCAGUCAAAGUAUUACAGGUCUGCUCUGAGUACGCCAAAGAGGCCAAAAAUGCCAAGGUCGAGAUCCAGGAGCUCCGACAGGAGGUGGAGAAUCUGCGUGACACGGCGCAAAAAGUGCAAAAGCUCAUUCAAAGUCCCCAAGGCACGAGACUUGAAGCAUCCCAAGAGCUUCUGCUUAGAAUCGAAGAUUCUCUUUCUAUCUUAUCAGACGUCAACGGGAAACUUCAACCUUCCUCCAAACAUAGUCUCUGGCGACGAGGCUUCAGGUCGCUGAAAUGGCCAUUUCAAAGUGGGGAAGUUCAUCGCAUUGUUGGUCGUCUCAACAGAAGUUCAAUCUCACUCUCGCACCUACUUCAGGUUGACCAAACUGGCCUUCUGCUUAACGUAGAUGACAAGUUAAACAAUGCAGAGUCUCAAAUGAAUGAUGCUCAUUCUAAACUCGACAAAUCCCACGUCAAACUGGACAAGGCAGGAUCCGACUUGACAGGUGUUGUCACAAAGUUGGAUAAAGUCGACAUCAGCCAGAUCAUGGCUCAACUUCCAGUGGUAGCUGGCGCGGCCCACGAUUCGCAGGCCGAAGAAGAGAACAACAUCUGCCUUAAGACCACUCGUUCGGAGCUCUUGGGCGAUAUUGAUGAGUGGCUCAAGAAUACCAACACUGAGACUAUCUUUUGGUUGCAGGGAAUGGCUGGUACUGGCAAGUCAACUAUUGCUCGUACGAUGGCCAAAAGAUGGGAUGGCCAAAAUCACCUUGGGGCAAGCUUCUUCUUCAAGAGAGGUGGUGGCGAUUGCGGCAAUCUUUCUUGCUUCUAUACCACCAUCGCCUUCCAAUUAGCCAUUCGCCACCACGGUCUUGCAUCAAGUAUCAAGGCAGCUGUUGACCGCGAUCCUUCCCUCAUGUCCAAGGUGGCUGAGGAGCAGUUCGAUAAAUUGAUACUGCAACCUAUCAUGGGGUUACAGCCAGCCAAAAGGGAAACUAUCGCAAUUGUCAUUGAUGCUCUGGACGAAUGCGAGGGGGACGGGGGAAUUAAGCGACUUAUCAGGAUCUUUACUCGUAUUAAGGAUGUCUCGAAUGUGACAAUCAAGGUAUUCAUUACGAGUCGGCCGGAACUGCAUAUUCGACUGGGUUUCCGUGCUGUGCUUGGCACCUACCAAGACUUUGUUCUUCACGAGAUCCCCAACGACAUUAUCGAGCGCGACAUUCGUACGUUCUUCACAGAGGAAUUAAACAGAAUACGGCAAGACUAUAAUCUCAUGGCUGAGGAGGAGUUCCGUCUGCCAGACACGUGGCCAGGCCCCGAGAGGACAGCCGUUCUUGUUCAGAAAGCCGUGCCGCUCUUUAUUUUCGCUGCAACCGUGUGUCGAUUCAUCCGGCAAUGGAUGAGCGCAGACCCCGAGGUCCAAUUGCAGAAGGUGCUGACCUUUGACACCAAGAGCCAGGAGUCAAAAAUGGAUGCCACUUAUCUACCGUCGCUUGAGCAGCAAUUGGGAGGCCUUUCAAAGCGAGAAGAGAAGGACGUCAUUGACAACUUCCAACAGGUUGUGGGCACUAUCAUACUUCUCGAAGCCCCUUUAACAGUUGCUGCUCUGUCAAAACUCAUCGAUGUGCCCCAAAGAAGUAUUUACCACCGGUUGGAGGUUCUUCGCUCAGUGCUGCAUUACCCCGAAACAGCAGAAUCACCAAUACGGCUGUUUCAUCUGUCUUUCCGAGACUUCUUGCUAGACCCGGAGAAGGAGGGAAUAAACAGAUUCUGGGUAGACGAGAAGCAAAGCCAUGGUCGAAUUUCUGCCGGCUGCCUUCGUAUUCUCAAAUCCUCACUGAAAGAAGAUAUAUGCGGUCUCGUGGCGCCAGGAAUUGCACGUUCAGAAGUGACAGCGCGCCGUGUAUCUUCUUGCAUCUCUCCAGACUUGGAGUAUGCUUGUCGCUAUUGGGUCACUCAUCUCACAAAGGCUCCGGAUCUAAUUAUCAGAUCGGAAGAUAUACUGCCAUUUCUUGAGCACCACCUGCUACAUCUUCUCGAGUGUCUGAGCUUUAUAGACCGUCUUUCGGAGAUUUAUGUCAUGAUUCAAGGAUUGCAAGCCAUGGAGAGGGAAAACGAAUGCCCCAGGCUAUGUGAACUACUCAAGGAUCUUCGUCGCUUUCUUCGUAUCAACUUCACCAUUAUCGACCAAUACCCUCUUCAGCUCUACUCCUCACUACGUUACACUGUCCCAUCUACAAGUCCAAUGCAGCCUAUCUUUGCCAACAGUACACCUGAAUGGAUAUCGCAACUUCCAGAUUCCCUAAGCGAAUGGGACCGUCACCAAAAUGUUUUGGAGGGACACGAGGCUCCAAUAAUCGCCGCUGCAUUUUCCCCUGACAGCAUAUAUAUGGUAUCCUUGUCGGAGGAUGGUAAUAUGAGAGUCUGGCGCCUCGAUACUAGUGAGUGUAUCCGUGAGACGUGGAUCGAGGAUGUGCCAUUGGUUAUCCAUCCAACCAUUGCCAUAGCCACUGAGCCGUUAUGGAUAUACUUAAAGAAUCAGCACAAUAUGUACUUAUGGCAGGGAGAAUCGGCGGAGAUGGUUGGACAAUACGCGUUGCUCGCAGACCUACGACACGAGCCAUGCUUCUCACAAUGCGCCCGAUAUUGUGCCUUCAUGGAUACUUCCAAUCGUGUUGUUCUCCUCAAAUUGAAAUCGGGUAGCGCUCCAGAAAGACUAAGUCUCGAUGACUCGAGACUGGAGUAUGAUGCUCAUAAAUUCAGUAACAUAACCCUCUUUGUGUUCUCCACGGACUCAAAACAUCUGGCUCUGUAUUCAAAUGUGAGCCAUAAUGAAAUCUUGGUCUGGGAUAUUGCGUCUGGCGCCUGCAUCAAACAUUAUAGCAACAAUGCAAUACCUGAGUUAAGCACUGGUGUUGACCACCUUUACUCAAUUUCAGUUAUGCUUUGUGCUGAUCAUUCCAUGAUGGUGGCUUUCAGUCCUCCGGAAUUAGAGACACGGAUUCAGAUUCGGGCGCUGCCAUCGGGAGAUCUAGGUCAGAAAUUUGAUGGUCACAAAUGUCGCGUUGUGACUACUGGGUUCUUGGAAGAAGGCACGGUACUUGGGUCAAGCGAUGAUGAAAAUGAAAUCAGGACGUGGAACAUCGAGACAGGGCAAUGCCUAACUCGAUUCGUACCGUUCACUUCAAGUGGCUUCAUUGGAAUCUCCCCCAGUUAUAAGAUGGCAUGUUCCCUGGUCGAGACCAAUACUGUUAGCGUGGUAUCGUACACGCCGAACGAGCGGCCCAGCAUCGCAGACGAUUCUGAUUGGGAAUUCGAGGAACUGAUACUAUCUAACGACAAAACCCUCGUGGCUGCAAUUUACAAAUCAAAAGUAAGGAUUUGGGACAUCAAGACGGGAGACAGCAUAUUUCACCUUGCCAUCAACCAUCGCGGUCAAAGGUUGGAAGAGCGGUCAUCUUUUUCGCCAAAUCUUCAACGCUAUCAACUUCUAACAGAGAGCGUAUGGGCGACCUCUUUGUCGACAGGAGACGAAUUCCUUGAAUAUCGCGGUCAGGUGUUCAGCAGCUUCCGAACAUCUGUCGAGGCUUGUUCGGGAAUUGCCACAGGCCCUUUCUCAUACACUACUACUAGCUGUCCGGGCAUAGCUAUUUCCCCCGACGGCUUCCUCAUUGCUGUGGCCUAUCGUGACACAACACGCAUCUCAAAGCUUGAUACACAUGUCACUAUGCAUACCAUCCAAACCCCUGACAAAACUCACGACCUCAUGUUUUCCUCUGAUUCAAAAUUCCUUACUAUACUAUCCCACGAGUCCAGUAAGCCUGAUUGGGUGCAUGAUCAAGGGAGUCUACUCUAUGUCUUCGACAUCGAAAAGGCCGACAUGGUUGAAAUAAUUAAGCCAUGGGGAAUGAUCGAGAAGAUUGUGGAUAUUUGCCCGAGCUUAGGCCUCGUUGUGUUACUCACGAAUGUUUCUGACACAGAAAAUGGUAUCCAAAUCAUCGAUAUGAAAACGAAAGAAGUGAGACAUGACUUUACUCUUGGAUGGGAGGUUGAUCGUGUCAAUUUCGACAGUAGUUACACGACAUGUAUCUGGUCGGGACUAUACCACAAACUGACAUUAAGUAAAGUCUCCACUGGGCAGAUACUGACGGACGUGGAGAUGGUUAAGAAACCCACACGCUUCGAUUUUACGGCUGGAUCUGAUCUAGUAUCGACCAACAUUGGCGAUAUUCAGCUUGAUAUACAGAAGAGGGAUACAUGCCUGGAUGAGUGCAAUCGCGUCGGACUUGGCCUUAGUAACGACAUGUCUUGGAUUCUAUGGAAUAACACCAAGGUCUUCUGGCUUCCUCCGGCAAUUCGUCCGAUAGGUCAUCAAUCCUAUGACGAAACAUAUCGUUUUGAGAUCUCCGGAUCGACGGUAGUGAUACCUACAACGGAUAGAGGGGUCCUGAAGGUGGCAUUACAACGAAGACAGGAUGUUAUGGGUGGAUGA
This is a messenger RNA of Fusarium coffeatum, 4521 nucleotides long. RefSeq lists its product as uncharacterized. Gene Ontology annotation, molecular function: protein binding. Lineage: Eukaryota; Fungi; Ascomycota; Sordariomycetes; Hypocreales; Nectriaceae. The record is from RefSeq and is a predicted model, not a curated record. Bases 1 to 4521 code for a protein of 1506 amino acids. The transcript is spliced from 4 exons.